GCGUCGGAUUUCUAAGUCCUUUCGACUUCGUCUGCUCUUACCACUCUACUUCCAUCUUCCUAUCCUGCCUCGUGAAUAAGUCACUCGAUACCCCUCAUCACUGUAACUCCAUACUGCGCAUGCAUACGCAAAAUACUAUCACGGGCGCUGGCAUUGUUUGAUGGGUGGUCCGACAAGUAAUGUCGAGGAUAUCAAGUCAAGACUUCUGUCUCUUCGCGACAACCCUGCAAAUACACAAUCUGCCUCAGAUGAGGUCUUGGGCCUUCUCUAUAACUUCCUUCUGACAGAUAACACGCCAGAAGACCGUCCUUUCCACUGGUUCUGUCACAAAGCGGAUGAACUUGUAGUCGAGACUGCAACCUUUCUAAUUCGCCUUCACGCAUACAAUAGUCCUCGAGUGGACGCUUGGAGGGAACAGCUUCGUCGCUGUCUUUUUGGAUGUCAUGCAUGCAUUCAGAAGUUUCAGGAGAUCAAGACAACCUCUCGGCAUACAUAUUUUGGUGCAUUCGCGGACGAUGUUUUGACCAACUUCUAUCAAAGUCUCUCGGUAUGGGAGCUCAAUUCAGUUUUGGACGGCCUAGCCGAAGCCAACUUUCGACCUGGCACGCCAGUACAGGAAGAUCGUACACUUUCUUCUGCACCUUCUGCACUUGUCUACCAUAUUUGUGCCAGUCUUUUCGUCCUGCGUGAUCCAAGGAUAAUGGAAAUUCUAGAGUCGUACCCACCUCCAAAGCCAUAUUCGGAUUGGCCUAGUGAUAACCCUGCCCCCGGACUUUUCCUUCUGAUGAUGGCUAGAAAGUCCAAACUCAUACAAUGGGCAACGGAACAGGUCCAAGCAUGCAAGACAACUCCAAUACAUUCGGACCAUUUCUUGCCAAUGCACGCCGAAGCGCUUGAAGAAGUCUCCGCAAUUGUGGCUACUGCGCCACCCUCCAACGAAUCCAAGGCGACGCGACUUACUUCAAUACCUGUCACGGACGAUGCAUCCAUCCUAUGGUCGUCUUAUUCUACGGUCCUUCGAUUUGUACCCUAUGAGUGGCUUCAAUCUAGCGCUAUACUCAAGAUGGAUGUGCGCAAAGUCGUCAUCGGGCAUUUGUCCGAUAUUGGCACUCAUUUUAUUCACGUUUUGAAGAGCUUUGCGCUUCUACUCACUAGAAUUGGACCAGCAUUGUUGGAGGACGAGGAUUCGGGGUUUCCUGUCGUUAUCUUCGAUACCGUCAAGGACAAUCCUAGGUUUGAAGACUUAAUCGCUGGCCAGAGUGAUUCGUGGUGCCUGGAAUGGAUACAGCCGUUUGUCAAAGCUGCUGGCGAACUUCCCGCAUUUACCGACGUCUUUCCGAUAGUAAUACAAUGUCUCUGUGAACAGCUACAGCACGAGAGGUUCAAAGACGUUCGGCCUCGUGCCAUAGAUGUCGCAUGCAAGACAUUGCAUGCCGUUCUAUUUGACCCAGAUGUGAAAGGUAAACCAAGCUGCCCUGAGACGAACGCUGCCUGUGCUUGCCUUGACAUCCACGCGAACAUGUUGGUGACGGUGGGAUUCAGCAACUCGAAGCUUUAUUCUGGCGACGCGUGGAAGGGAGCGAGAGCUGGAGUGAGGCGGUUGGUCAGGCUGGCACUUACGAAGGAUACAAAGGAUCUAGCCAUCGCAAUCAAUACCCUUGCUCGUCCACCGAAAGACUCUCCUCCUCCCGACCCACUCACUAUUAGAGAGCGUAUUUGGACCCAGCUGUACAAAACCAUCGAUCCGAGCGACGUCGAAGGGAUCUCUAUCCUGCUUUCCAUCUUAUCGCGACUCAGCCAUACGGACAUGCAAAAUAGUGUCGCAUACAGCGAUAGUUUGAAGCAGUUCUCGAACCUAGAUUCUGCCAGAAAAGUCCUGGAGCAAGUCAACUUUGCUAUUACUAUAUUCCGCUCUGGCUUCUCGGAUGCUGCUUCCAGGUUCCAACUGAAUGACAUGGGCACUAUGCUUCAGUUAUUCGGGACAAAAGACGUGGUACAGCACCUCACGAUGCUCAUGUUCUCGCCAAUGGAAGAUCUACGUGAACCGGCUCAGAAUAUCGUUGGUAUCACAUUGGAUGUCGAUUCACGGCAAGACUGCUUCCGUGAGCUGCUACAGUCACAUCCAUGUCCGACGAUGGCAGGCAUCCUCCAAUUCCUGAAGAUAUUUUCCGAGUAUGCGAAGAUUGUCCCGGAGGCAUGCAGCGUUUCGAAAUCGCUCGCAUUAUGCCUCACCGACAUAAUUGAUGUUAUGUGUUCGAAGGACGACGGCCUACUUCUGCAGGAAAACUUCCUCAAGUCUCUCGAGAUUGACACCAAUUCAAACUCGCUUCUCACUUGGUGGAAUUACAUGACCAAAGCUCUGACCGUCAUCUUCUCCAGAACUCCAAGAUGGGCUGCAUAUUUCAAUAACGCAGAGAUGGUCUUGUGGAUGCGCGAUGCCCUCAUAUUCGGGAGAGACAUGUUGGCACAGCGAAAAGUCAUUGAAAUGGCAGCAUCUGGCUACAAUCCUUCGGAGGCGUCUUCCAAGGGAAAGAAGUCUAUGCGCAUAAGAGAGCGGAUGGUGGAGGACCUGCAGCCUGUACUGCUGGAACUGACUCGUUGGCUUCGUCUUACAGACGAGGAGCUUUUGCAUCAAUCUUUUGCCCUAUUGGAUACCCUGUUGUCGUGUUUCUUAGAGACAGCGACCAUCAAACCCUCCGAUGUUUCCUUUCAGAAGCUGCGAAAGUUCGUCGCCGACGCACAAGGCAGUGGCCCUGGUAGACGAGGAACCUUGUUGGAUGCAAAUCGAGCAAAGAACCUACACGAGAAGCUUUUACAAUUUGAGGAAGAUGACGAGGUGCAGAUCAUCGAGCACAAGCUUGCACCGAAGAGUGAACUAGCCAAGCAUCCAAGUCAUGCGAAGACCCUAAGACCGGAAAGAGCAGGCCCUUCACGCCUCGUCACUACCCUUGACACACGUCCUUCGACACAGAAAGCGGACAUUAUCCCGUCCACGAAAACGCAAACUUCACAAGCGGCUAGGCCCACGAAGUCUGACUUCUUCAGUACUGAAGACCAAAGAAAGCUGGAUGCCGCAUCUCACACGAUUCCUAAAUUCACGAGCUCCAUCAAACCGUCCGCUGUGUUGUCAGGUCGCCUUCUGAGCAGUAAACUCAGUGGACCGACCAAAGAACGCAGGGAUAGCGGCACGUCUUCCGCGGCGUGGACCACGUCACCUAGCGGUUCGGAGUCAGAUGAUGAAGAAAACACUCUUGAAUCACUUGCCAGGAUGCAACGUACACCGAAGGUGAAACGUCAGGCGGAACGGCGGGGAAUAAAAGUGAUGGAUUUCCCAACCAACGCACGUAAUUCCACAAUGGAUCGUUUGAAUCAGCGUAGACAGGACGAUCCCCGUCGUGCAGCUAAACGCCUCAAGCCUGAUAUAUCAUAUCUGCAUCGUGCAGUCCUUUCACGGGAUUAUGAGCAUGCGGGACCUGAACCUCCGGGGGAAAAACUUUCCCUGCUUCGCGUUCCUGACAGGUUCUCUGACCCUGGCCAUUAUCGGAAUAUAUUCGAACCGCUUCUGUUCGUGGAAUGCUGGUCUCAGAUCCAACAGAGCAAGGAAAUGAAUCAGGACACUUUCGAAUGCCGCGUAUCUGGUAGACAGUAUACGGAUGAGUGGAUGGAUUUGGAAUUGUCACUAGAGGAAGGUGUGAGGAAAGACUGGCAGCUUACAGACACGGACGUUGUCCUUCUAAAACAUCCGGAGCACAAGAGAGGUUUCCUUGCAAAGACACAGCAUGUCAAAUCGCAACCAAACCAAGCUCUGCAGGUUACUGUACGGAUGAUACCAAAUGGGCCCGGGCCGCAAGUUAACUCAAGAUGGACAGUCAGCAAGGUCUUUAGUCUCACUACUGUCUUGCGAGAGUAUGCCGCUCUUAUGGCACUGCCCUAUUAUGAUCUCUGUGAGGCCAUCUUGCGACCGAACUUGACCAGGCAGACAGCAAGCGAUCAAACAGAGAUUCAGCAGACCAUGGCCUCGUACAAUCUGAAUGAACCUCAAGCGAAAGCGAUUCUUGCCGCUAUGAAGACUAUCGGAUUUUCUCUGAUUCAAGGGCCUCCGGGGACGGGUAAAACAUCAACUAUAUGUGGAUUAGUGCACAUGUUCCUUUCGCGCCGCCCGAAGCCAGCUACUGCCGUCCACGUUGGCCGUAGUGCAGGCCCAGCAGAAAAGGAGGCACCCAAGAAGAUUCUCCUUUGCGCUCCGAGUAAUGCCGCCAUUGAUGAGAUAACAUACCGACUAACGCAGGGUAUCUCGGGCGCAGGCCGCAAAUCUACGGUGCCGAAGGUUGUACGAGUCGGCGCGCCGCAGUCGAUGAACGUCAGUGUGCAAGAUGUAGCCCUGGACACAUUGGUUAAAGCGAAACUUGAGGCAAACCCCGAAGCGAAGAAGCAAUCUUCCUCUGCGAAUAACGAAAUGAACCUGCUGCGUGCAGAACUCGGUUCUAUCAAGGAUCGCAGAGAAUCUAUCUUCACGGAAAUCAAGAACACUCAUGACAACAUCACCAGAUCCUCCAAUCUAAAGGCGGAACUCAGUAGUAUCAACCAACGACGAGCAGCAUUGACUCACAAACUGGACAAGCUCAGAGAUCAAGAGAAAUCGAAUAAUCGCUCGCUGGAUGCGAUAGGUCGCAAGUACCGAGCUGAGGUACUACGAGAAUCCGAUGUGAUAUGUACCACUCUUUCCGGAGCGGGCCAUGAGCUUCUGGAACCGUAUGAGUUCGAAAUGGUUGUCAUAGACGAAGCUGCACAAGCUAUCGAGCUGAGUUCUCUGAUACCAAUGAAGUAUAGCUGCAUUCGCUGCGUUAUGGUGGGAGAUCCACAGCAGCUGCCCCCGACAGUGAUAUCUCAAGAGGCCAGCAAAUUCGCAUACAACCAGUCAUUGUUUGUACGCCUCCAGAAGCAGCGUCCGGAUGUUGUCCAUCUCCUCAGUAUUCAGUAUCGAAUGCACCCUGAAAUCAGUCGACUUCCCAGCCGUCUCUUCUAUGAUGGGCGACUGAUUGACGGCCCAGAUAUGGCAACGAAGACCCGCAAACCUUGGCACACGCAUCCCAAAUUUGGUGUCUACCGUUUCUAUAACGUGCACAGAGGACAAGAAGAAACUACGUCGAGACGUUCACAAAAGAAUUUGACAGAGUGUCAAGUGGCUAUAGCCUUAUACAACCGUCUAACCCGCGAGUUCUCGUACGACUUUGACUUCAAAGUUGGAAUCGUCUCUAUGUACAAAGCCCAAGUCGAUGAAAUGCGCCGAGCAUUCAAGAGUCAGUUUGGAGAGUCAAUCAAGGACCUCGUCGAUUUCAAUACUGUCGAUGGGUUUCAGGGACAGGAAAAGGAGAUAAUCAUCUUGUCAUGCGUCCGUGCAGGUCCCGGUGUUUCAAGGGUUGGAUUCCUUUCAGACAUUCGGCGUAUGAAUGUUGCUCUAACUCGUGCGAGAUCAUCGUUGUUCAUCCUCGGACAUGCGGCAACAUUGGAGAGGAGUGAUGAAUACUGGCGAUCGAUCGUGGCGGAUGCAAGGGAGAGGUCGUGUCUCUAUGAGGCGGAUGUCACCUAUUUCACCUCUGCAGGCACACAACCAAUCGCUCGACCUUUGAAGGUUGCCAAGGCUUCUGCACCACCAACACCUCUACCUUCACUUCCUAGUCCACUACCCCUUACUACUGAUCAUUCACAAACUAUACCGACUCAGUCACCUGUCGAUGAUGUUAUCAACGGGAUGAAGAUGAUACCAUUAGGACAAUCACAUACCACUAACCCCCAUUCAACCAGUAAUCAGGCUGGCGUAUCUGGGCAGUCGAUGCCGCCACGGAAGCGUCGGGCCUCGCGGGACGAAGACACAGCAACUACUUCAGCUCAAGCACCGUCCGAAGGUGACAGUAAAAGGCCCAAGGUAGUACGGCCACCAAAGAAACGUCAGAAGAGGGAAGAGGAUACCUUAUUUAUUAAGAGGAGACCAUAAUUCGGCAGCACUACUUGCAUUCUUUUCCGUAUGUGCAUACGAUUUGGAUUAUUUGGAUAUUGCUUUCUUGUGCUUUCCAUGUUCUCGUCUUGUUAGAUAUCACGCAAGCCAUAAGUUAUUAGCAAUGUCACAUACUGUAGAGAAUAAUGUAUAUAAUCAGAACACCACAAUGACGCUUAGUUGCUUACGAUACAGACGGUGUUGAACGAGUAAAUUAAACGAGCUAAUAUGAUCUAUUCGAUCUGGGUCAG
Messenger RNA from Somion occarium, 6246 nucleotides. NCBI's taxonomy places the organism in Eukaryota, Fungi, Basidiomycota, Agaricomycetes, Polyporales, Cerrenaceae. The record is from the annotation of a GenBank genome assembly.